AUGACUGAAGACGAUCCCAAGAGAAAGCCAGUCACGUGGGCAUUUUAUUGUGCUAGAUCCUCGUGGGGUUGUUACGCUAUAGAAGAAGAUCACUUCAGAACAUUAAAAGAAGCGUUUACAAAUAGCGUGAGAAAUUAUGGGCCAUUCGGUCAAACAAACCGUGUUGGUUAUCCCUUGAAGGUCAAGCAUGGUGGGGUAUUUGUUGCAACAGCAAGUGCUAUAUCUAUCAUUUCAUCCAGAUUUUUCCGACCACCGAAUUCAAAAGACAAUUGGUUGCCAAUGGGCCACUUAGCUGUCCUGUACGCCGCUAUCAAAGGUUGCUCACAACGCUACGGUAGGCCACCACAAGGAAGAACAAGGUUAGUGGGGGGUACAAGACCCAAUUCACAGACGAUUAUACAGGAUAACGUGCAAAAAUUUUUUUCCAACAAAAAAUGUAGCGCUAAAGACUGUGGUACAGAUGUUGCAGAAAAAUUUGCCUUAGAAUGUGGCGACUGUCUGGCGUGGUUUCACGGUGAUUGCGUUGCCAUGACAACAUCUAUAGCAGCACAGAUGGACUCAAAUGCAUUGCAAUUCAUUUGCGAUACCUGUUUGCAAGAACGAGAAGAGAUGACACCUUGUCAGACUCGAUUUGCGUCGCCGCAUUCCAAUUGGAACGUAUUGGACAAUGACUCUAACCAACAAAGUAGGGCUAUAAGUAGUAAGAAGAAACGAGAUGCUUUAAAUGAUGAGCCCAAAGCCGGUCCAAGUGUCGCAAAGUUCGCCAAAAUGUCGCCAAAAUUGCAAGAAGGAAAACAAGUAAUUGCUUCCUCGCCGAGUUCCAAUUGGAGUAUUUCUGACAAUGACUCUGGACUAGAAAAUCUGGCUGUGAGUAGUCACAAGAAAAGACAGACUUUUACCAUUGAACCAAAAAAUUCCUUUUGUUUGGAAAAGAUCAUGGAAAAGUACCAAAAUAAGCAAGACGGAAAACAACAGAUAGCGUCCUCGCCAAGUGCCAAUUGGAACAUAUCAGACAAUGACUCUGACUAUGAAAAACUGGCUAUGAGGAAGCCAAUGAAAAGACGAUCAAAAACAAAUGAGCCAACACCUGGUCCAAGUGUUCAAAAAAACUCAAAAAUGUCGCGAAUUGAAUCAGAAGAAACGCAAAAAAGUUCGUUGAAGAACAAUAAGAUGCGGCUUCACAGGAAAUAGAUGACAAUUGUGUAACACAGCUUACCAGGACUCUCAUUCAGUGUUUCAGCGAAAUUUAAAGAAAAUCUGUUCCAGAUUCAGGAGUCUGAUCUGAUGUGAAUUUUCCAAAAACAGCCGCGUUAAUUCCACUUCAAAAGACCACUACAUGCCCACCUCCUCUGUGCCUUCCUUAACAAGGCUUUUUUCAUCUCGCCAAUUAUCAGAAAGAAAGUUCAUCCAAGAAGUUCAUCCACUUGUCAUCCAGUCAACAUCCAGGAAUUCAUCCCCCUAGGUUUAACCGGGAAGUUGCUCUGCCACAAUACAAAAAAUCAGUUCCAUCUGAUAGCAGAUCCUCUUCUUCAAAUGACCAACUAAAAGUUUCCAUAUCUGUAUAUGACUUCCACAACUUAAUAAUUUUUGAUUUCGCUCAAACGCAGACAUCAUCAGAAUUGUCUUUUUUCAAGAUUGUCUUUUCAACAUCGGGCCGUCUAUCUAUCUUGCUAUUUCUACCUCGCCCCACCAUAAAGCUAAUCAAUAAAUUAUAAAUGUCAAGGAAACCGAAUGUUAUAGUGAGCUAUCUAGCACGGUUUUUUUUGUAGGUUUCCAUCUUUUUGAAGUUUUAGUCGAUCCAAAUGGGCGAAAGUAAAGUGACGGGUUAUUGAAGCAGUUGGGAUAUUUUAGCUGUGCGGUAAAGGUGUAGACGGUGACUUUUGAAAAAAGUAACAUUUGUAUGAAUAACUACGGUUUGAAAGGAGUUGGACUAGUUUUUUUUUUACUUAGGGGAGACUGGAGUAAAAUGGGAC
Molecule: messenger RNA, 1973 nt
Organism: Daphnia pulex (common water flea)
Lineage: Eukaryota; Metazoa; Arthropoda; Branchiopoda; Diplostraca; Daphniidae
Exons: 6
Coding region: 1-1191 (396 amino acids)
Source: RefSeq, a predicted model, not a curated record